This is a messenger RNA of Bicyclus anynana (squinting bush brown), 9266 nucleotides long. Its product is annotated as dual serine/threonine and tyrosine protein kinase. The transcript has 22 exons. Gene Ontology annotation, molecular function: protein kinase activity; ATP binding. Lineage: Eukaryota; Metazoa; Arthropoda; Insecta; Lepidoptera; Nymphalidae. The record is from RefSeq and is a predicted model, not a curated record. The coding region runs from base 281 to 3739 and encodes 1152 amino acids. Gene Ontology annotation, biological process: protein phosphorylation.
UUUGUAAUAAAGUUUAAGUCAACACAAAUGCAAAAUGCAAAUAGUUGGUGUAGUUGUGUGGGGUUAAUUAUUUUUGUAUUCGUAAAAACGAUGAAAAUAAUAAGCUCUUGUAUUUUUAAUUAGCAAAAUCCAGUAACUGUGUCGCGUAAACCUUAAAGAAAUAAGUGUUACAGAAGUAAGAACCGGUUAAAAGUGAAAAUAUCUGCAGUUUCCGAGACACGGAUGCGAUUUAAGAUCUAAAAGUCAAUUUAUUGUAUCGGCAGGUAUCGCAUGGGCGCGCAUGGCGGGCGGCGCAUGGCGGCGCGGGGCGCACCGCGCGCGGACGCUUCGCGCACUGCUGCGCGACACGGCGCGCGCGCUGCAGGACGUGCAGGACAUCCUGCCGUUUGACCCCGAGGUGCAGUCGGUGGUGCAGGAGAUCAGCGCCGAGUGCGCGCGGCCCACUGCGCUGGUCGUCCUCGGCUCGUCGCCGGCAGCCCGCGCGCGCCUGCUCAACUGUCUGCUGGGGAGGAAACUCUUGCCGGAGACCUUGCCUAGAGGAUCCAAAUGGCUUCGGAUCCAAUAUGGCGCGUCCACGCAAGUGCACCUAUCGGUUGGCAACUCGGAGUUCGAGCUGCUCGAAGAGCUGGAAUGUAAUCAGAAGCCUUGGGACACCUUGCCUCUACACGAUAUUCUACGUCAACCCCACACAGACUUGGGAACAACUCUUGAGUUAGAACUGAACUCUUCGCUCCUAAAGGAUGGUCUCCGUAUAAUCGUACCACCAGACAUCGGUUCGGACCCUGGACACACCAGCUACACCAGUCUGAAGCAACUCCACAAGGACUUGUACCAUAAAAGGGAGACCAUUUUGAAAAACUAUGCACCUAUUUAUUUAUACGCUUUGGACAGAUUCGGGAGGAAUAUUUUCAAUGAAAAUGUGUCUAAAAUGAGUGUUUCCAGAGGGGGGGAUUUCUGGUCGACCUUCAAUUCUAAGGAUAAGAAGAAAGAUGAAAGGUCUAGGGAUGUUAUUGAGGAUUGGAAGGACAGUAAUUCGGUAUUCAGUGUUGAGAACUUCCUCGAUCUCCAUCAAAUCAAAGAGCUAGACUCGAACGCUCAGGUGUUCUUCUGUCUCUUCUCGAACAGCAGAGCAGAAGAGAAGAGAAGGAACCCUCUGAGCGAGGCCACGGAGUCCACGGAGUCAGCGCUGUACAACACCGAGGAGUUGCCGGAAUCUGACCAGGGCAUAUUCAAGGAUGAAGUGUACAGACACAGGGAGCAAUCUCCACAACAGAGCAAAGCCAACAGAAGACUGCAGGAGGAACAGAUCGCGUUCAUGAACGAGCUGCUCGACCAGUGGGAGCUUAUAUCGAAUCCACCCCAAAAACACCACGUCAAAAGCCAAUGGUCGAUCGUCGACGACGUGGAGAUAUUGAAGAACGCGGACAAGAGUGAAGCGGAGCACGGGAAGAGAAAAAAGGAGUUAGAGAGUGACAGGACUCAGAGGACGCGCGGCAGUCUGCUCAACAACGUGCUGAAGUUCGCGGCGGAGUACUCGCAGACUUACCUGCUGGAACAGAGCAAGAGAUUGAGUGAGAUUCACGUGAAGCUCCUCCAGCAGUUCAUCCUGGCGUCGUUCGACAUGGCGCGCGAGCUGCAGGUGGUGCCCACCAAGAUACAGUACGUGGCCACGCAGGAGCAGCAACUGUACGAGACAAUAAAUGAGAAAUUCUCGGAAGGCGACAAAAAGCAAGAGUUAUUGCAAAUAAUGCAAGAAGUGUUACAAGAAAUGAGGUCGGAGAUCAAUAACAUGGAUUGGAGUGUUGAUGAUCUCCCGUGCCAUCAAGACAAACGCUACGCGAUAUCCAACUCAAUAUUCUACUCAACCAGAAGCAGUCCGUCCAUAUCCCUCCAGCUCAAUGGACGGACGGACGGAACGGACGGGACGAACGGAACGGAACGCGACAGCCCCGAACUGGACGAGGAGUCGGACGGAUUGUCGGACGUGGAGGAAGCCGUGUCGUACGAGAGCUUUAACUUUGACGACUUCGAAGUCAUACACUCUAAUGACGAGAGUUUGUGUAUGAGCGACGUUUAUGGGAGAAUGAGACAGUCCAAGCCGUCGUCGCCGGCGUCGCUCGCCACGCCCAUCCCCAUAGAGAACGAGAUGGAGCUGUACAGCCUGUCCGCCGCGUGGCGCAGCGCGUCGGUGACCACUCACAGCAGCGUGUGCACCAGCGCCAACGUCUCCAGCAAGCAGGCCUCGCUCGACGUGCAGAGGACGGUUUUAUCGAAGUUGAGUCGAAAAAUCAGUUUGAAGAUGGUCAAAUUCGUGGAUUGCCUCAAAGACUCCUACUUCGGAACACUACAAAGAUGCCUCGAGUCCCUGGAGUCCUCCUGCAGGCAGGAGUUGGGUGGCAGACCAGCCAGCGAGGCGAUGCGCCAGCUGCUGUCCGUGGCCCGGCAGGUGGACCUCACGCCGUGCGCCUCCUUCUCCCUGCUGCGAGGAAUGAUGGACUCCCUCAGGAGGCUGUUCCACAGGCUGCGACUGUCGGGCGGCGAGGCGCAGGCCGCGUGCUGCGUGCUGAGCCCCGCGUGGCGCCGUUCGGCCGCCUUGCACGCCGCACAAGAGCUCACGCCGCAGCGCCUGGCGCGUCUCAUCUCUCUGCAGAUUCUGGAGAGGCUGGGAGAGGCUCACGAGAGGUAUCAGUCGGCCCUCACGGCGCUGGAGGCGGCGCUGGCCAACCGGCUGCACCAUACCGAGGACAUCAAGCUGGCUAUCAGGAAGAAGUACGCGCCGUCCUUCGCCCAGCUGUGCCUGGAGAGCACGUCGAUGUGUGACCUGCUCAUGUAUGGCACUCCGGAGCUGGGCCGGGAGAUCGGGCGCGGUCAGUACGGAGUGGUGUACGCGGUCCGGGGCGCGUGGGCCGGACACAGUCCCGCGUGCGUCAAGUCCGUGUACCCGGCUGAUGACCGGCACUACCGGGAGCUGGCCAUGGAGUUCUUCUACACCAGGAGUAUCCCGGAGCACCCGCGGAUAGUGCGGCUGCUGGGCUCGCUGGUGCAGCGCGGCGGCGGUGGCGCGGCGCCCGGCGUGCUGCUCGUGUCGCAGCGCUACAGCCGCGACCUGCACGCCGCCGUGCGCGCCGGCCUCGGCCACAGCGCGCGCGUGCGCAUCGCCUGCGACAUCGUCGAAGGUAUCCGCUACCUGCACUCGCUGGGACUGGUGCAUCGGGAUGUGAAGCUGAAGAAUGUGCUCCUGGAUGAGCACAGCCGCGCGGCGCUGUCGGACCUGGGCUUCUGCGCCGCCGAGGCGCUCAUGUCGGGCUCCGUGGUGGGCACGCCCGUGCACAUGGCGCCCGAGCUGCUCGCCGGUCAUUACCACGCCGCCGUCGACGUCUACGCCUUCGGGAUAUUGUUCUGGUACCUUUGUGCAGGCAAUAUCAAACUGCCAGCGGCCUUCGAGACAUUCCAGAAUAAGGAACAGCUUUGGAGUAAAGUAAAAAGAGGUCUUCGUCCAGAGAGGCUGCCACACUUCAGCGACGAAUGCUGGGAGAUCAUGGAAUCCUGCUGGGCCUCGGAACCCUCCCAGAGGGCUCUGUUGGGAGAUAUCCAGCACCAACUAGAAGUAAUUCUCCAGAAGGCUCAGAAGGAAGACCAGGGUCCGAUCAGCUGUGGCCCCAACCUCGGCCGGUACAACUCGGAUGACAGUUUGGAUAUGACUGGCCUUCAUAAAGAUGCAAGGGAUAAUUUGUGUUAGUAAUACUGAAAUAAGGCUGAAAAUUGUGUGAAAGUAUUUUAGAAUUUGAACUUUUGUGAGUGUCUGUAGAUACUGAAAUGGAAAAAUGGCUAAAGUCGGAUGUUGUCGGAUAGUGUCCAACUGAUUUCGAACCUAUACUGUAUAUGUUAACCACAUUAUUAUUAACUUUUAUUUUCUUUACAUUAAGUAAUAAAAGUUCUAAACAUUUGGUUUUUAUACUAGUGCGACACGUGAUAUGGUCAAAGUUGUUUUUAUAUCAAUUUUUAAAUUACAAAAUUGUGGUAAAUCAUUAAUAUAAAGUAGAAAUAGAAAAGGAGCCAAAAUUUAACCCUGUGGUGCACCAAUAAGUGAAGUUGAAUCUUGUUAAUUUGUCUAUAAUGAAUACUUUUUGAGAUCGUACAUGCCUACUAGCAAUAAGCUUAUGAUUAAAAACCUCGUAUAGGGUCAAAACGCGUCGGGUUUAUUCCCACAUAUUCCAGUUUUAGCCAUUUUUUAUUUCAGUUGUGUGAACCUAUUUUGGCGACCCCUAGAACACCAUUUUAUACAGUUUUGAAGUAUCGAGAUAUUGUAAUGUCAGAGUAAAAUGACUGUAAUUGAUAUUAUCUUAAAGUUCAAUUUAAUUUACAGUAAAAUACUAGUGAAUACAGAAUUUACAAGUUUAUUUCUAGCAACAAUGUUUUUGGCUUAUUGCACUAUUUCGUUACUUGCUAAUGAUUGUUGGAUUGUUUAAACCCAUCGUUCCGUUAAGCAACCAAGCGUACCGGUACGCAGUGGCGCAAGUGGAUGCAAACAUACACUGCCUAUCCUUAGGACUCAUCAGGACAAGUGUUGGAGAAGGAAUUUUCCAUUCCGUGCGAUUUGUACCUACGUAUAAUGCUCACCCUACUUGAAAACCUUAUGCACGCCACUAUCGGUACGAAGCGUAACUUUCUAUAUAAAUAAAGCGUGUGGUUUUGUUAAACUGUCAUGUAUUUUUCAAGUUAGUGACUUUUUGUAGACCUAUCAAGUGUGAUUGGAGUUUUUAAAAAAAUAAAUAAAUACCUUUUUAAUAAAAAUAUAUAGGUCUAUAGGACCAAUAGCGACGAGUCGAGAGUUUACGUCUCGAGAUAACUCGUUGUGUGAGAAAAAGGCUCAUUGCUGAUUAAUUGCGGUGGAGAUGAAAUACCUAUUGCUAUUGGUCGACAUUUGUCUAUCUCGUCAUCACAGGCCUACAGAGCUAUAAAUAUUGGUUUAAUAAACAAUGAUUUUAAAUAACAUUAUGCUCUUAUGACCUUUUUAUUAAUACAUAAUAAUAUCCCAAGCAAAAAUAAACGUUAUUACUUUCGACAUAAGGCUGAAAAUAGUUGUAAGUCAUCUUUUAUCAUUUAUAUGGUAUAUAUUACUUUGGAAAGUUAAUAAUACUAACAUGCUCGGUACAAGCCGGUAUAUAGUCUGGCAAGAUCGUUAAUGACACUCCCAUGAUAUGCGGGCGAUGGGGGGAAAGACUGCGCGGGUGAAAUAGUGCAUGUGGGGAUGUGUGCGGUUUUUCAUUCAUCACUACCCCCCCCCCCCCCCCCACACGUGACCCAUUGGGAGUGAUACGAACGAAGUUGCCAAGCUAUAGUAAGCGGCGUGUAAGUUGAACUAUGUACAGUAACAUUAUAGUGUGUUAGCAAAAUUCGGUAAGAGGUGACACAAGUAACCAUAGCAACGCGUUGACGCCAUUACAAUCGCGUACAUAAUUUUCAAUCACGCGUUACUCACAGAUUACUGUCAAUUCGGUUCACAUUACUUGCCGUGGCCUAUAUUAUGGUAUAGUGUCAACUUAUGAUUCAUACUGUACCAUAUUAAGCAAUGGUAAGGUCUGUACUGAGGCAAGAGGUUGUAUAAAUACAGAACUUACUAUAUCGAAUACAUAUAAUGACGCCGACACACUUUUAACACCUCACGCACCGUCUUGCGCGUUGAGUCAAAUUAAAUCUUUGUAUUUAACUUUCAGAACUAGUCGGGUAUAGUCCGAUUAUUUUUGUGGAGAGGACAAAACGUAUUUUUAUGAUUUGUCUAGUGCUAGGCAUAGGCCUAGUUAGUAACUAGUCACUACUGUGAAUCGACGGGUAGCAGUGACAGUGAUUGACCUUGAGAGUAGGUUUAAGGGAUCCCUUUAAAAUGCAUCAACACUCACCUUCCCUGCCCGAUAUCUUCUCCAUCCCCACACUAAACAAUUUAUGAUAAACAAUAAUUACAACACAAACCGUUAUUGCACAAAAUCACUAACUCGACUGGCAGCGUGACGGUGUCUACGCUGCCUAGCUGAGCUUAGAGAAAAGCUGAGUUUAAAUCAUCGAAUACCCUCUUAUUUAUACCAUACUGAUACAAUAUCAUAAAUAAUGAAUGUUAAUACCACCUAUAAUCGAGGAACUUUUAACACUUGUACCUUCAAGUAAGACCUAUGACAUCUUAGCAUCGUCACUUAACAUCAGGUGAGUUGCAGUCAAUGGUAAAUUUUCAUUAAAAUAAAGAAAAUUUAUGAAAAAUAUUAAUCGAAGUGACAAGGAUAGUUAUAACAAAAACGAAUACCGGAUUUGACUCAACGACAUGUUUUGGCGCCGCGUGGUGUGUGCAAAUGUGUUUCCGGCAUUAGUUAUUUAACAAUAUCAAUAGUGCCUUAUUACCGAUAGUAAUUAUUAUUAAAUCUGUUGUAAACAAAAUUUGAAAUUAAACAAUAUUGUUCCGUUUGAAAUGUGACGAAAUUUUUUACGUUUACAAGUUCAGGCAACGAAAAGAAAAGGGUCUUUUGACAUUUGUGACGUCACAGUACACGUUGGCAAAGCACACUUAAAUGUAAAUGAAAUAAAAUAUGUCAGAUAUUAAAAGAGUUAAAAUAAUAAUGUUUUGUUUCGGGCAUCGAUCUCAUAUUAAAAAGUGGUUGCACAAUCAGCUACCAAAAAACAUCCCCACUCAAUGAGUGCCAAACACAACUUCUUGGCACUCGAUUCAAGUAGUCGCAUUUGCAAAUUCAACCUUAAAAUUAAUCCUUAAGGUUCAAUUUGCUCUGAAUUUGGGAUUUUAUCGAAUAUUGGUCUAUGUUUAAAGGCCUAUAAGUAUAAAUUUCUUUACCAAUAAUUCUAAAACUGUCAAAGCAAAAGUGGCCAGUUUUAAGUGAAAUUUUCGAUGUGAUUGCGCGUCCUUUUAUUCUAAGAGGUCUAUGGUUUCGGGAUCUUACGUUCAUCAUAUCUCAAUGUAAAUCUUUAACAUGUGAAAUUGUAAUAGCUGUUGGUUAUCGUACGUAUACGGAUACGUGAAUAAUAUAAUAUACGUAACAUUUAAUUUCACUUCAACGAAGAAAAUAUUGUUUGUUUACAACAGAUUUGAUCAUAAGUGUAAGUUUUUAAGUAAGACUUCGUAUGCGAGUAAAACGCAUUAUAUUCGUGAAAAUUAAAAAAAUAUCUUAUAUUUUUACUCGAUAACUUACACUAAUCUUAGGUCCGUAUUAAUAGACGUUACUUAUCUAGAGAGCACGUACUCUUAUAUAUAUAAACAUCACAAUAUCAUGAUCUCAAGUUGCCAGAACAAUUAUUGAGGGACGCUAAUACGGGCCUUAGACCACUUAAAAUGAUAUCAUAAUAAGAUUAAGAAAUAUCAAAUAAAUAGUAUGUAAGGAUGGAAUACUACAAAAAUAUUAAUUAUUAUACACGAAUAUGACUAUAUGUGUAGGCGGAUAAACCAUAUUUUCAUAUUUCUCGAAUUUGUUUUAUAGUCAAUCUAUUCGGGGAACACUACAUUCAAAGCUAAACAAUGUACAGACAAGUGUGUGUGUGCGUUUGCAUGUAACGUAGACAUAGAAAGUAAUAGACCUGAUACGUGCCGUUGUCAGACAAAAAGUAUUUUUGACGUUAUUUGACAGCACAGUAUUCCACACUGAUCCAUAUUUUCAGAAAUAUUUAUUAUCUUUUUAAGUUAACUGAUUACUUGUAAUGUUGUGCGCACACUACAUUUGUCUAAACUAAUAUUAUGAAGAUGAAAAAUUUGAUUGUUUGUUUGUUUGCAGCCUAUUCAAUAUCCGAUAUAUAAUCCGGCUCCGAAAGUACUGAACCGAUUUGACGAUUUCACUGUUGGGAAGCUACACUAUCCCCGAGUGCUACCACUACAUCCAAAGCUAAAACGGACUUCUCGGAAUAGAUUGACCAUCCUACACGUUUCCAACCGCCAUUUUGAAUUUCCUUGUGAGACUUUGUUUAAAUUUGUGUUUAGGACUUUGGAAAAAAUCUGUGAUUGUAAUUAAUUCUUGUAAUAGACUGUAAAUUAUUUUAAGGAUAUUUAUGUGUUUACGUUUAAAAUGUUAAGUGAAAUGUGUAGAAAUUCGAAUAUGACUUUUAGUCAUAACCCAAAUAAUACCCACAGUGAAUAUGCAGCGAAAUAUACACCAAACAAAAAUUUUGAAUUUUGAAAAACUGUCUUGAAUUUAGCAAAACUGUUACUUUAGCCUUGAAUCUGUCUAUUUGACAUCUUAUAUCAUCAUUCUCAGUGAAAAUUAUAAGCCUCCAUAGCUCGACGGUAAAGGGGUGGGAUUCAUCCCCGCCCCGUUGGUCUAUUGUCGUACCCACUCCUAAUACAGUUUUUUCCGACUAGUUAGAGGGUUGGGAAUAUUGGUCAUAUUUAAAAAACAUGGCAAAAAAAUAAUAACUUCUUAGAACUUUACACUCAUCAUUUUAAAUGGAUUCUAUUGAUUUUAUGAAAAUCAAGCGAACGUCACACUAACGUAUCAACUGUACACAUAUGGAUACGUACACUAUUGGGCAUUAUUAUAUUUUCGGACGCUGUAAACUACCUCCCUGCCAUACAUCUCCACUCAAUAUAUAAAUGCGAAAGGUCACGAAAUCUCGAAAACCGCAACAUAUACAAAGAUGAAAUGUGGCAGGGAGGUAGUUUAUACUUAGUAAAUAUACGCUAACAACGGAUUUUGCGAUAGGGCCGGACUAAGGAGGUCUAAGGGCGAAUAAAGUCGCGGGCGUCCGCUAGUUGGACAUAAGUGAGCCCGUCAUUAUUAUUAGAUUACUGAAGGCUUUGAAGAAAGGCAUAUUUUUGUAUGAGUUGUGAAUUACUUAAAUAAACAGAAUGUCGCGGCCCCUUUUCGUGUGCCCCCCGGGGUAUUUACCUCCUUUGCCUAUGUUUGCGUUCUGUACCCGUCAGUGUACGCACCCAUCAGUGUACGUACCCAUCAGUGUACGUACCCACCAGUGUACGUACCCACCAGUGUACGUACCCAUCAGUGUACGUACCCACCAGUGUACAACGCAGUGUGGCGUUCGCUUUAAUUGGACGCUGUUGUUUUAGCAGCGACUUUAGUAUAUAAGCUGUUACAAUGUUUUGUUAUACUAUGUAUGUAAUUAACUAUGUUUUGUGUUAUUUGUCAAAAUUGUUAUUCGUAUUACUACGCUUAUUUUGGAAAUUACUUAAAAACUGAAAAAUAAAAAGAAAUAUGUAUAUCCAAGUACGACUAGAUGUCAUAUUUUUUAUUAAUGUGAUAUUAAAUAUUUCUAAGUAACUA